UAACUACAUCCGGGUGAGAGAUUUGACCUUGGUUGUGUUGAACAUGGCGACCCUCGUUCGGUUGACUUCGAUCUGUCGCAGAGGUGUCAAGCCUCUGUUGUUCAGAAACUCUCUCCUUGUGCGACCUGUCGUUGCUCAGAAAAAGGAACCAGACAGUAUUUUGAGCGCCCAGAUUCAUUCAACAGCUCCUCAAUACGAAGUGGGCAGUGGCUCCAAGGCAGCCUCACGACACUGGACAGGAGAGCGGGCCUUAAGCGUAGUGCUUCUAGGCCUGCUGCCUGCAGCAUACCUGUACCCGGGCCCUGUUGUGGACUACUCGCUGGCAGCCACCCUCACGCUGCACGGCCACUGGGGUCUGGGCCAAGUGGUGACUGACUAUGUUCAUGGCGAUAUGAAGGUUAAGGUUGCAAAUACAAGCCUCCUGCUGCUGUCUGCUGUCACUUUUGCUGGCCUCUGCUACUUCAACUACCAUGAUGUGGGCAUCUGCAAGGCUGUGGCCAUGCUUUGGAACAUAUAACUCCUGGGAAAUAACAGCACUGGGGUGGAGAUCACUUAACCUGUGUUUGUUCCAUUUUUUUAUUGUAAACAUCCAGGGGAUUACAUGUAAAUAUGUCUGGCUGUAGUAAAUUUUGGUAUUUUUAAUUAUGAAUGUUACUUUGAAAUUUAAGGGUUAUCUGAAUUUUGUCAUGUGCUCAUCUGUUAUGUACAAUGAAGGAACUUCAGUCAUACAUUUUCAAAUGUACAGAUGUAUCAAAAUGCUCAAGCUUUGUGGUGCAAUGAAAAUAAUGGUGGAAUCUGGACAAUGAUUGGUGACAAAUUAAGAUACACUCCAGUAUCCAAUAUUUAAAACCUCAGAAUGAGGCAGUGUAACCCAGUAUUUUUUUUGUUAAUGUGGUCUUAAAUGAGUUUGUACAAGAUGUACUCUCUGCUACAGUUGCUCUUUGAAGGACAUUUAUAUGGAUUCUAUAAAUUCCCAGUCACUUAAUCUCCCUGCUAUAAAUAACAUUCAGUGUUUUUGAAGAAAUCAAUCCAUAAUACCAAAGCUGUACAACACUA
Messenger RNA from Scleropages formosus (Asian bonytongue), 1056 nucleotides. RefSeq names its product succinate dehydrogenase complex, subunit D, integral membrane protein b (gene sdhdb). The record is from RefSeq and is a predicted model, not a curated record. NCBI's taxonomy places the organism in Eukaryota, Metazoa, Chordata, Actinopteri, Osteoglossiformes, Osteoglossidae. Gene Ontology annotation, molecular function: heme binding; ubiquinone binding. Bases 44 to 517 code for a protein of 157 amino acids. Gene Ontology annotation, cellular component: mitochondrial envelope; respiratory chain complex II (succinate dehydrogenase); membrane. Gene Ontology annotation, biological process: tricarboxylic acid cycle; mitochondrial electron transport, succinate to ubiquinone. The transcript has 4 exons.